AUGGGAGUGAUUUCUAAAGUGACUCAGCCCACCCCAUGGUGUGCGGGCAUGGUGGUGGUGCCCAAGGCCCAAGGGAAGAUUCGGCUGUUGAGCAGUUUGACGUUAGGGGACUCGGAGCGCAGGCCUUCUCCUGGUCAGCAGAGGGAGAUGCUAUCUGAUCUCCCCUCAGACAACGCAGGGACGGGUUUAGUCCAAAGAUGUGUGGUUGUGCAAAGAGACAAUCUGGGGUUUGGUUUCACCGUCUGUAGCGAGAGAAUCAAACUAGUGCAGAAUGUUCGGCCAGGUGGAGCGGUGGUCAAGGCUGGAGUUCAGGAAGGAGACCGGAUCAUUAAGGUCAAUGGUCCAUUGGUUUCGUCCAUGUCUCAUCAGGAAGUGGUGAAGAUGAUCAAAUCUGGGACGUAUGUGGCGUUGACUCUUCAGGGCCCGCCUCCUUCAGUCCCGUCCGUCCCGCUUCAGCCCCUCCCCACUGACCUCUUGCCCAAUCACAAGACAGCACCUGGUGAAGCCCCGCCUCCUCCACCAACACCUCCCACAGGAAGCAGCACCCCGACUCAGAGAAUCACGGGACCCAAACCAUUACAGGACCCCGAGGUGCAGAAACACGCCACAGAAAUCCUGAGAAAGAUGCUGGAGCAGGAGGAGGCAGAGCUGCAGAACCUUCUGGAGGAACAGUCUCAAAACCCCUCGCCUUCAUUACAGGAGCGAAUAGAAAGUGCCAAACGAAGAGCCAGCCAAGUGCGAGUGAAGAUCCAGCAGGAUGUGGACGGCACUCGAUCAGAAGCUGGCACUAACUAUCUCACGGCUGGAGAAGGUCGGUUAUUGAUGGACUCCAGCGAAGGGGUUGUCGAGGUGUGUGAGAGUCCCUUCUCCUCCCCCUGCACCUUCCUCAGGAGCCCUCUGCUCCGCCGGCAGGGGUCCGACACACACCCCUCAGACUCGGUGAGACACACACGAGACCCCGGUCACACACGCCACUGCUCUGUGCUCGGCCUGCAGUCUGAGGGUCUUGUGUCUCUUCAGGGAGGGAAGACACAGAUCAUUGGGCCGGAGGAAGAGGAGGAGGAUGAUGGGUAUCCCAUCAGUGAGAUGGACGGGCCGUUUCAGGACAUGGAGCUGCUGAAGAGUCGGCCGGCUCACAUGACGGUGUUCCUGAGAUACGUGUUCAGCCAGCUCCUGGAUCCAAACCCACUGUUGUUUUAUCUGUCUGUGGAGGCGUAUCUGGGCUCGAGCCCGAAAGACGCCCGUUCGCUCGCCCCUCAGAUCUGCUCGCACUUCCUGGACCAAGAUGCCCCUGUGAAGAUUAAAGUCCGGGAGGAGUUUCUGACAGAUAUAGAGAGUCGUCUGCACGCGCAGGAGGACAUCCGAGGGCCGCUGUCUGAGCUCCAGCAGCAGGUGCUUCCAGAUAUUCAAGAGCAGCUUCAAGACUAGAGGAGCAAGCAGACGAUGGGUCUGGGCUCUCUGUUCGGAGAGAGCGACCUGCAGCAGUUAGACGGAGACCCGGUGAAAGAGCGGCAGCUGCUGGACAAACAGGUGCUGGCGCUCUGGGACGUCCCUUCAAAACAUGAGGAGGACAGAAGCUCUCCGCUAGCGUCUGCGGUUCAUCUCUAUCUCAGACUCGGCAUUAAACUCAGAGACUCCAAAGUGUUUCCCGGCUUGAUGUCCGAGAAGGAAAAGUGGCUUCCGUUCUUUCCUAAAGCUAAGAAGAUAAAUCUGAGCAGCGCCAAACGAGAGAAGGAUGGAGACGACAAGAAACAAAAUCCCAUCCUGAAGUACAUCGGCAAACCCAGAAGCACGUCCCAGUCCACGUUCCACGUUCCUUUGUCCCCCACUGAGGUUCGUCCGGGCAGCGUGAGAAACAUCAUCCAGCAGUUUGAGAAUAAUUCAGACUCUGUUGAAGACGGUGAUAUCAAGGGACAGCACUUGUCUUCCAGCAGCUUUGGAGAGGACAGCAUGGACAGUCCGACUAUCUUGGUGCGUUUGGCUCGCAGCGAGUCUUUGAAGGCUCAGGGGGAGGGGCGUCGGCGAGGAGGCGGGGUGGGGGCGGAGUCUGUCCCUCGUUCCCGUAGCGAUGUGGACAUGGAGGACUGUGAGGAGAGGGAGGGGCCAGGGCUGAGACGGUUACAUCACAGCGCCUCGUCCUCAGCAUCCAGCAGCUCAGCACGAUCGCUGGAGAACCCGACGCCGCCACACACGCCUCGCUCUCAGCGCAGGCUGCUGGACGCUCCGGCGGCUCUGUUACCAGACGCUCCGGCUCUGGACGAGGACGUGAUCGACUCGCAGAACUGGCAGGAGACGGUGGAGCCGCAUGUGAUGACCUCACUCUCCUCACGAGAGAUCGACCGGCAGGCCGUGAUCUACGAGCUGUUCACCACGGAGGCGUCUCACCUGCGCACGCUGCGGGUUCUGGAUCAGGUGUUUUAUCAGAAGAUGCAGAGCGUCCUCAGUCCAGAAGAGCUGGCCUGCAUCUUCCUGAACCUGCGUCACGUCUACGAGCUACACGCGAGCCUAUGUGAGGCCAUGAAGAAGCGCAGGGAAUCGCCAAUCGUUCAGGGCAUCGGAGACAUCAUGCUGGCCAGAUUGGAGGGAGAGGCUGGAGAUCAGUUCGAGGAGCAGGUGUCUCAUCUGUGCAGUCAGCAGAGUCAAGCGCUGGAGCUCAUCAAGAGCAAACAGCGCAAAGACCCUCGCUUCGCUCACCUCAUACAGGAGUGUGAGGCCAGUCCUCACUGCUGCAGGUUACAGCUGAAGGAUCUGCUGCUGGCUGAGAUGCAGCGCUUGACUAAAUACCCUCUGCUGCUGGACAACAUCAUCAAACACACAGAGACGGCGUCUCCUGACCUGCAGCUGCUUCAGAGAGCACAGGCCCGUUGCCACGGGAUACUGCAGGCUGUUAAUGAGGUCGUCAGGGAGACGGAGCACCGGCAUCGGCUCGGCCAAUACCAGCACAGGCUGGACCUGACGCCUCUGGAGCGGCUGGCCAAUCCCGUCGCAGCGCAGUUCAAGAACCUGGAUCUCACCACUAAGAGGAUGAUCCACGAGGCGCCGCUCACCUGGAAAGUCAGCAAAGACAAAGCCAUCGAGGUGCAGGCGCUGCUGCUCUCAGAUCUGCUGGUGCUUCUGCAGAGGGGUGCAGACGAGCGGCUCGUCCUGCACAAUAAAGCGCUGUAUGUGAUCAGCACUUCAGAGAGUCAGAUCUAUGAGCUGGUGGCCGGGACAUCCUCGGAGAAGAACACGUCGUCUGAUGCACGCUCAUCUGCCAAUGCAUUAGAUGUGUCGGAGUCGUCCGUGUCUCUGGAGCGGGACUCUAGUGAAGAUGAAUGCACUCUCACACCGAGCGACGGAUCAGACGCGCCCCGGCGCCAGAAUAAAGCCGCUGUCGCAGAAGCUGCUCUUCAGGACGUGGAAACCCUCCGUCAGCUGAUCUUCAGAGACCUGGAGGACGGGUGGAGUCAAGAUUCAGAUGACACGCCCACAAACGAGACGGCCAAUGAAAGAAGCCCCUUCACAGACAGACCUGACCCCGCCCCCAGCGAGAGCCCCGGUCAGUGGGGGGAGGAGCCUGUAGAAGCUCCGCCCCUGGAGGUGCUGCAUUCACCUGUUCAGGUGGUGAGGAAAGGAAACAUGUUUUAUCUGGUCAUGCCCAAAGAUCAGUGGCGCGCUCUCACAGACGAGAGCAGCACAGACGAGCUCAAAGACUCAGACGCGUCUCACAACAUCCAUCAGACUCCAAACAUGUCCUUCAUCAACGAGGAAGAGGAACAGGACCAAUCACUGACUGAGACCCUGAGUCACAGGGAAAGACUCGGCCAAUCACAGCUGAGCAUCCAGCGACAUGUGAUCAAAAACGUGGAUGAGAUCUUCAACACCAUGGAGGAGCUGAUGAGGAAACUACAGCACCUGAGGGACAUUGAAGCCGAUCACUACAAACUCCUAAAGAAAUUAAGAAAACCUCUUCCAGUGGAUAAAAUGUCAAGCGAUCUUGUCUACAAGCCUCCCACAGCGGUCCGAAUGCCGUCGCUGGACCGCGGAGCCGGAGAUGGUAAACCAGCUCAGCCAGAAAUCCAGUCCACUGGUUUCUGACGGUUUACACUGGACCUACUGGAGGACUUUCAUCUCGCGCAAACACACUCUCUGCACUCCAUGAUGUAGCUCCUUCCCAGCAUGCCUUGCGCCCGGAAGCGCCAUCCAGGCUAAAUUAUGUGUCGAUCAGAAAUUCGUGACUUGGGACGGACGACCCUUCGGCCAGCACUGAGAAAGAAAGGAGGAAAAAGAAAGUAGUUGCGCAUUCGAGAGAGAAAGUUAAAUGUUGUUGACGAAGAACGUAAUUGCGAUGCGCGAAGAACAGGAAGUGAAAAACGCAAGCGGAACGUGAACUAGCGAGGCUGAAGACAUGAGCAGU
Messenger RNA from Sinocyclocheilus anshuiensis, 4396 nucleotides. RefSeq names its product rho guanine nucleotide exchange factor 11-like. Gene Ontology annotation, molecular function: G protein-coupled receptor binding; guanyl-nucleotide exchange factor activity. Lineage: Eukaryota; Metazoa; Chordata; Actinopteri; Cypriniformes; Cyprinidae. Gene Ontology annotation, cellular component: cytoplasm. Gene Ontology annotation, biological process: G protein-coupled receptor signaling pathway; intracellular signal transduction. The record is from RefSeq and is a predicted model, not a curated record.